AUGGGCAGCAUUCCUGCAAGAAGCAAUCCCGCCACCGCCUUUGGUGAGCUGCCACCCUUCCAGCCACUCAACGACGAUGACAUACGCUCCUACCUCCACAAGGCCGUCGACUUCGUUUCUGACUACUACAAGUCCGUCGAGUCCAUGCCGGUGCUGCCCAGCGUCAAACCUGGCUACCUGCGGGAUGAGCUCGGAGCGUCUCCGCCGGUGCACCCAGCCCCUUUCGACGUCGCCAUGAAAGAGCUCAGGGCGUCUGUGGUGCCUGGUAUCACACACUGGGCCAGCCCAAACUUCUUCGCGUUUUUCCCGGCGACCAAUAGCGCGGCUGCUAUCGCCGGAGACCUCAUUGCCUCCACAAUGAACACCGUCGGGUUCACGUGGCAGGAGGCUCCCGCUGCUACAGAGAUGGAGGUGCUCGUGCUCGACUGGCUCGCGCAGCUUCUGCGGCUUCCAAGGAGCUUCAUGAACUGCACCGGUGCUUCCCGGGGGACAGGCGGCAGCGUCAUUCUAGGGACGACGAGCGAGGCCAUGCUCGUCACGCUUGCCGCCGCCCGUGACAUAGCGAUGAGCCGGAGUGGGGCCGGGAUUUCGAACCUGGCCGUCUAUGCUUCUGACCAGACCCACUCCACGUUUUUCAAGGCGUGUCGGCUGGCGGGCUUCGACUCUGCAAAUUUCCGCUCAAUUCCCACCGGGCCAGAGACUGACUACGGCAUCGACCCGGCGAACCUACUCGCCGCCAUGCAGGCUGACGCCAUGGCCGGCCUUGUGCCGACCUACGUUUGUGCCACGGUGGGCACCACGUCGUCCAAUGCUGUUGACCCCAUAGGUGACGUCGCCAAAGUCGCGGCUAUGUUCAAUGCAUGGGUCCAUGUCGACGCCGCCUACGCCGGCAGCGCGUGCAUUUGCCCAGAGUUUCGGCACCACCUCAACGGCGUCGAGCGCGUGGACUCCAUAAGCAUGAGCCCGCACAAGUGGCUGCUCACGUGCCUGGACUGCACCUGCCUCUACGUGCGCGACGCACACCGCCUCAGCCAGUCGCUGGAGACUAAUCCCGAGUACCUCAAGAACGAUGCCAGCAUGUCCGGCGACGGCACUGACCUCCAGGACAUGCAGGUCGGAGUCGGCCGCCGCUUCCGUGGCCUCAAACUUUGGAUGGUCAUGCGAACCUACGGCACCGCCAAUCUCCAAGAGCACAUCCGCAGAGACGUCGCCAUGGCCAAGAUGUUUGAGGACUUGGUCCAUGCUGAUGAUCGGUUCGAGAUCGUCGUGCCGAGAAACUUUGCUCUCGUCUGCUUCAGGAUCAAGGCGACUAGAAUUAGGGCGGACGACGAGGUGAACCGUUUGCUCAUGGUAAACGUGAACAAGACCGGCAAGGCGUACCUUGCGCACACAGUGGUAGGUGGCAGGCUCGUCCUGCGCUUCGCCGUGGGAUCGUCACUUCAGGAGGAGAGACACAUUUUGAGCGCUUGGGAGCUCAUCAGGAAGACGGUCGGUGAGAUGAUGAAGUGA
Molecule: messenger RNA, 1509 nt
Organism: Triticum dicoccoides
Lineage: Eukaryota; Viridiplantae; Streptophyta; Magnoliopsida; Poales; Poaceae
Product: tryptophan decarboxylase 1-like
Exons: 1
Coding region: 1-1509 (502 amino acids)
Biological process (GO): amino acid metabolic process; carboxylic acid metabolic process
Cellular component (GO): cytoplasm
Molecular function (GO): carboxy-lyase activity; pyridoxal phosphate binding
Source: RefSeq, a predicted model, not a curated record